AUGUGUAUGUUUAUCAUUGGAAUGCUUAUAAACAUACACUCAGAUAGUAUUCUGCGUAAUCUUCGGAAGCCCGGCGAAGUGGGGUAUAAGAUACCUAGAGGCGGAAUGUUCGAAUACGUUUCUGGUGCAAACUUUUUUGGCGAAAUAGUCGAAUGGACAGGUUAUGCCAUGAUGGCAAGAUCACUACCAGCCAUUGCUUUUGCCACAUUCACUGCUUGUAAUAUUGGACCACGAGCGAUACAUCAUCAUCAAUGGUACCUGAACAAGUUCCCUGACUAUCCAAAAGAACGCAAAGCUGUGAUACCUUUCGUUUUAUGA
This is a messenger RNA of Cooperia oncophora, 318 nucleotides long. Lineage: Eukaryota; Metazoa; Nematoda; Chromadorea; Rhabditida; Trichostrongylidae. The record is from the annotation of a GenBank genome assembly.